Dryobates pubescens (Downy woodpecker) is the source of this 2643-nucleotide messenger RNA. RefSeq names its product ATP binding cassette subfamily G member 4 (gene ABCG4). Gene Ontology annotation, cellular component: plasma membrane. Gene Ontology annotation, molecular function: ATP hydrolysis activity; ATP binding; ABC-type transporter activity. Lineage: Eukaryota; Metazoa; Chordata; Aves; Piciformes; Picidae. The record is from RefSeq and is a predicted model, not a curated record. The transcript is spliced from 15 exons. The coding region runs from base 116 to 2044 and encodes 642 amino acids.
CAGCCCCCGCCGCGGGCAUCGCCCCUUUGUCUGCGGGAGGAGGAGGCAGAGAACGGAGGGCGCUGCCUGCGGGGAGAGAGGAGCCGCCGCGCCCGCAGCUUCCCAGAGCAGCAGGAUGGCAGAGAAGGGCAUGGACCCUGCCUGUGUCUCCAUUGCCCUGGAGGACACAGUGUGCCACACCAGCCCUCCAGAUGCCCCGCUCCUCACCACCCACUUGAAGAAGGUGGAGAACCACAUCACAGAGGCCCAGAGGUUUUCCCACCUCCCAAAGCGCUCCGCUGUCAACAUUGAAUUCAUUGACCUGUCCUACUCUGUGCGUGAAGGCUCCUGGUGGAGGAAGAGAGGGUACAAGACUCUGCUCAAAUGCUUGUCAGGGAAGUUCUGCCAGAGGGAGCUCAUUGGCAUCAUGGGGCCCUCGGGGGCUGGGAAGUCCACACUCAUGAACAUCCUGGCUGGCUACAGGGAGACUGGGAUGAAGGGGCAGAUCCUGGUGAACGGGCGGCCGCGGGACCUGCGCACCUUCCGCAAGAUGUCCUGCUACAUCAUGCAGGAUGACAUGCUCCUGCCACACCUCACCGUGCUGGAGGCCAUGAUGGUGUCUGCUAACCUGAAGCUGAGUGAGAAGCAGGAGGUGAAGAAGGAGCUGGUGAACGAGAUCCUGACGGCCCUGGGGCUGCUGGAGUGCUCCUACACCCGCACCAGCUCGCUGUCGGGGGGGCAGCGCAAGCGCCUGGCCAUCGCCCUGGAGCUGGUCAACAACCCUCCGGUCAUGUUCUUUGAUGAGCCCACCAGCGGUCUGGACAGUGCCUCCUGCUUCCAGGUGGUGUCCCUGAUGCGGUCCCUGGCCCAGGGUGGGCGAACCAUCAUCUGCACCAUCCAUCAGCCCAGCGCCAAGCUCUUCGAGAUGUUCGACAAGCUCUACAUCCUGAGCCAGGGCCAGUGCAUCUUCAAAGGCAUCGUCACCAACCUCAUCCCCUACCUGAAGGGUCUGGGCCUCCACUGCCCCACAUACCACAACCCUGCUGACUUCAUUAUUGAGGUGGCCUCAGGAGAGUAUGGAGACCUCAACCCCGUGCUGUUCCGUGCUGUCCAGAACGGCAUGUGCACCAUGGCUGAGAAGAAGAGCAGCCCUGACAAGUCAGACCCCUCGUGCCCAGCACACUGUGUGACGGAUGUGGACCACAUCGAGAGCCACACGUUUGCCACCAGCACUUCAACUCAGUUUUGCAUCCUCUUCAAGAGAACCUUUGUCUGCAUCCUGAGGGACACGGUGCUGACCCACCUGCGGUUCAUGUCACACAUCUGCAUCGGGGUGCUGAUCGGGCUGCUCUACCUGCACAUCGGCAACGACGCAGGCAAAGUCUUCAACAACACUGGCUUCCUCUUCUUCUCCAUGCUCUUCCUCAUGUUUGCUGCACUGAUGCCCACCAUCCUCACCUUCCCUCAGGAGAUGACAGUGUUCCUGAGAGAGCACCUCAACUACUGGUACAGCCUGAAAGCCUAUUACCUGGCAAAGACCAUGGCAGAUGUGCCCUUCCAGGUGAUCUGCCCCAUUGCCUACUGCAGCAUCGUGUACUGGAUGACAGGCCAGCCCCCGGAGGCCACACGCUUCCUCCUCUUCUCUGCCCUGGCCACCGCCACGGCCCUGGUGGCCCAGUCCCUCGGGCUUCUCAUCGGAGCUGCUUCCACUUCCCUGCAGGUGGCCACCUUUGUGGGACCUGUCACUGCCAUCCCUGUCCUGCUCUUCUCGGGCUUCUUCGUCAGCUUCAAGACCAUCCCUACCUACCUGCAGUGGAGCUCUUAUGUCUCCUAUGUCAGGUAUGGCUUUGAGGGUGUCAUUCUCACCAUCUAUGCCAUGGAGCGUGAGGACCUGGAGUGCCUGGAGGACUUCUGCCCCUUCCAAAAGCCCAUAAAGAUCCUGCAGGAGCUGGAUGUGGAGGAGGCCAAGCUCUACCUGGACUUCCUAAUCCUGGGCAUCUUCUUUGUCAUCCUGCGGCUCCUGGCUUACCUGGUCCUCAGGUACAAAGUCAAAUCGGAGAGAUAAAGGGGCCCUGGGGCCCUGGCCUGCUGUGAGAGAUGUUCUGCAGGUGGACACAGUGCUCCUAGCAGGUCAUGGACCAGAGUGGAGGUGUCUGUAGAUGCCAGCCAGGCCUGACUCAGUCGAGAAGGGUUUCAAGACAUCUCGGAACUGUUUUAACCUUUCCACACAGACUCUUCAUUGCCACAGUUUCGUACAGCCCUGGCAUGUGCCACCCUCUCCCCCAGGACUGCCCAACCUCAUGGAGCUUUGCUCCCCUUCUCUCACCCCUGCCCUUCUCUGCCAGACACUGGGGAUGGUCCCAUGGAGGUGGCUGUCCGCUGAGCAAGGCUGAGAGGAGCUGGCUGCUCGGGGCAGGAGGGAGAGAAGCACCCUGGGGCUGCCUGAGCCUGGGGAGGAAGCCAGGAGGAGACACUGACAGAAGAAGGAUGUAGCUCACACCCCACCUUGCUCUCCCUGGCCAGCAGCAUGAGUCUCAGUGCUGAGAAGAGCCCAGAGAUGCAAUAGGCCAAGUUGCACAAGGCUGUCGUGUUUCCUGUUGCAGCAGGCACAGAAAUUGGUGCAUCCCCGCUUUCUGUUGGGCUUGGCUUGGGUUGUUUGUUGUU